CUCGUGUUCGGGAGGUUGGAUCUCAGACGUGUUUUGAGUUGGUCAUAGUGAAGGACACUAGGUGUCAAAUUCUAGCGAGAACAAUUUCCAGGAAGCCGUGUUCCGCUCUUGAGCGAGCACCCACUGGGCCUCAUGCAAGGUAGAAAGAGCCUGCGUACGUCACCCUCCCAUGAUGUGGUCAACAUGUAAACUGCAUGGGCAGGGCGCCAAAUAACAUCCUGUGCGCUGCUGAGCUGAGCUCGGUCGCGGCUGCCUGUCUGCUCCGGCAGCACCAUGUCGCUCUUGGUCGUCAGCAUGGCGUGUGUUGGGUUCUUCUUGCUGCAGGGGGCCUGGCCACAUGAGGGAGUCCACAGAAAACCUUCCCUCCUGGCCCACCCAGGUCGCCUGGUGAAAUCAGAAGAGACAGUCAUCCUGCAAUGUUGGUCAGAUGUCAUGUUUGAACACUUCCUUCUGCACAGAGAGGGGAUGUUUAACGACACUUUGCGCCUCAUUGGAGAACACCAUGAUGGGGUCUCCAAGGCCAACUUCUCCAUCAGUCGCAUGAAGCAAGACCUGGCAGGGACCUACAGAUGCUACGGUUCUGUUACUCACUCCCCCUAUCAGUUGUCAGCUCCCAGUGACCCUCUGGACAUCGUGAUCAUAGGUCUAUAUGAGAAACCUUCUCUCUCAGCCCAGCCGGGCCCCACGGUUCUGGCAGGAGAGAAUGUGACCUUGUCCUGCAGCUCCCGGAGCUCCUAUGACAUGUACCAUCUAUCCAGGGAAGGGGAGGCCCAUGAACGUAGGCUCCCUGCAGGGACCAAGGUCAACGGAACAUUCCAGGCCAACUUUCCUCUGGGCCCUGCCACCCAUGGAGGGACCUACAGAUGCUUCGGCUCUUUCCGUGACUCUCCAUACGAGUGGUCAAAGUCAAGUGACCCACUGCUUGUUUCUGUCACAGGAAACCCUUCAAAUAGUUGGCCUUCACCCACUGAACCAAGCUCCGAAACCGGUAACCCCAGACACCUACAUGUUCUGAUUGGGACCUCAGUGGUCAAAAUCCCUUUCACCAUCCUCCUCUUCUUUCUCCUUCAUCGCUGGUGCUCCGACAAAAAAAAUGCUGCUGUAAUGGACCAAGAGCCUGCAGGGAACAGAACAGUGAACAGCGAGGAUUCUGAUGAACAAGACCAUCAGGAGGUGUCAUACGCAUAAUUGGAUCACUGUGUUUUCACACAGAGAAAAAUCACUCGCCCUUCUGAGAGGCCCAAGACACCCCCAACAGAUACCAGCAUGUACAUAGAACUUCCAAAUGCUGAGCCCAGAUCCAAAGUUGUCUUCUGUCCACGAGCACCACAGUCAGGCCUUGAGGGGAUCUUCUAGGGAGA
Messenger RNA from Homo sapiens (human), 1361 nucleotides. RefSeq names its product killer cell immunoglobulin like receptor, two Ig domains and short cytoplasmic tail 1 (gene KIR2DS1). Bases 274 to 1188 code for a protein of 304 amino acids. Lineage: Eukaryota; Metazoa; Chordata; Mammalia; Primates; Hominidae. The transcript has 8 exons. Gene Ontology annotation, cellular component: plasma membrane. The record is from RefSeq and is a predicted model, not a curated record.